UCUUAAAUUUCUCAGGUUGUGUUGCUUAUCAUUGGGAUACAGUUAAUCGAACUAUAUUACAUAAACUGGAUUGUUCGAAACUCGCACCCUGUUCCGAGAGUUUAAUGUCUAUAAGUAUCGAAGAGCACUUGAGCCCCGGGCGAUGCCAAGUGACUGCCAUGGCAGUUCUCGGUACAGAAUUAUAUAUUGGAACAACUUGGGGUUGCAUCAUCGUUGCAGAAAGCAUUACCAUGAGACCCAUCACGAUCUUUCGUCCUUUUGAAGAAGAAGUGAAAGCCAUUCUUCCGCUCGGCAUCAAAUUCUCUUCUAAAAUGGAAUCGCCAAUCACGCCAGACAUUUCUUUAUCUUUCAUUGCAGCCGUAGGGAAAGGUUACCGUAAUCUGAUCGGCAGAUACACGGCUCUUCCUAAUUUUAACAUUCACAUACACGACAACAUGUAUCUUCUGCUGAUCAGGACAGACAACUGGUCCAGUGGUUGAUUGAAGGAAACAAAAAUGUCAGAUGCAUUCCAUGUAAUUUACAAUACUGUGAUAAUAAUUUAAUAAUAAUAAUAAUGAUGAUGAUGAUGAAGUUAUCUUAAUAAUCACAUUCUACAGAAUACUGUAGAAACUAGGAAAAAAAUAUGUAAAUAUAUUUUGUGCAGUUUCCCAUUUACAUUUUUCACUUUAUUAUUAUGUAUUCUUUAUGAAUCUGUGAUAAUGUGUACAUGUAAUUCUUAGCUCAUAGUAAUAUUUAAUAUGAGCUCUUAACAGUAAAUGCUGUUAUACAGUAUUUCAAAAAAUAUUCUGUCACAGCGUACCUGUUAACUAUGUCAUUCUAGGGAUUUUCAAUAUUAGAUUCUUAGUUAUUUCAAAAAAUAAUGCAAAUGUUAUUUGUCCAACAAGCAGCUAAUUCAUGAAAAAAAUAACAAAAAGCAAUUCUGUAUAUAUAUAUACAUAUAUAUUAUAAUAUAUAUUUAGUUUAUUUUUGCUGAAAGUAUAUAAAUUUAGAUCUGAAAGUUCUGUUUUGUAUAGUAACUUGUCCACAGUAAACAAUUAUAAAAUCAAUAUUAUAUAUUGAUGAGGACUAAUUUAUACUCAUGACAUUUUUCAAAUGAUCUUGAUCUGCCAAAUAUAUUUAUUUUUAUUUGUUUGGAUGAUUUCUGGAGUUUAAAUCUUUAUUAUAUUUAUAGCUAUAUUAUUUUUAGGUUUUGUGUAGAGUAAUGGAGAUUGUGAUCAUCCUGUGAUAUUGUGUUUAAAAAAUGGAAAUUAAUCUUUGAAUUUCGAAUAUUUGUAUUUAUACGAUAGAAAGUUAUUUUAAAAAUGAAUUCGACGAAUCAAGCAUGAACAAAUUGUCCUUUGAAAUAAAUAUGUCAUUGCUUGCUGAAUUUUAAAUGUUAAAACAUAUUCUAAUUUAAAAUCUGUUUACUCUUUUAGUGUGAAGACUCGUUGACUAUGUAUUUUACAAGUUGAAUGUAUACUAUAAUAUAUGUGAUCUGUUUUUUUAAGGUAGAUUUAUAAUGAAUAAUGUUUAAUUUAUUCCUUGUUAUCUUCUUAU
This is a messenger RNA of Centruroides sculpturatus (bark scorpion), 1536 nucleotides long. RefSeq lists its product as uncharacterized. NCBI's taxonomy places the organism in Eukaryota, Metazoa, Arthropoda, Arachnida, Scorpiones, Buthidae. The coding region runs from base 105 to 479 and encodes 124 amino acids. The transcript has 2 exons. The record is from RefSeq and is a predicted model, not a curated record.